Molecule: messenger RNA, 549 nt
Organism: Fonsecaea nubica
Lineage: Eukaryota; Fungi; Ascomycota; Eurotiomycetes; Chaetothyriales; Herpotrichiellaceae
Exons: 3
Coding region: 1-549 (182 amino acids)
Source: RefSeq, a predicted model, not a curated record
AUGGAUUUCUCGCUUGAGGACUCACAGAACGCUGCUCCAGGAUACCCUACCAUGGCUGAGCAACAGAAACUCAGUGUCUUGCCCAGGAAAGCAGACACCCAGAGUGUCACCAAGCGACUUCAAUCCGAACUUAUGAGCCUCAUGAUGUCUCCCACGCCGGGCAUCUCUGCCUUCCCUGACACCGACGGCAACAUGUUGCACUGGACCGCCACCCUGGUCGGGCCCAGAGAUACAGCCUAUGCAGACCUCACCUUUAAACUCAGCUUCGAAUUUCCCAACAACUAUCCGUACCGUGCCCCCACCGUCAUCUUCAAGACACCGGUCUACCAUCCCAACAUUGACUUCAGCGGAAGGAUAUGCCUCGACAUUUUAAAGGACAAGUGGAGUGCUGUUUACAAUGUCCAAACCGUGCUGUUAAGUCUACAGAGUUUACUGGGAGAGCCCAACAAUUCCAGUCCGCUGAACAGCGAAGCCGCCCAACUUCACCAGAGUGACCCUGAGGAAUUCCAGCGAAAGGUCUUGGCUCGUCACCAGGAUCUUGAUGACUAG